AUGCUGUCCAAGGUUGUCUCUCUGCUGGCCGCUGCCGGUCUGGCCUCUGCCGCCGCCGUCGACAAGAGCCAAUGCAAGCCUUCUCAUACCACGACCGCCUGGGAGUCUCAGUACACUGCCACCGGCACUGCUGCUGUUGCCGCCGCCGCUGCCACGGCCAAGACCAGCAGCCCGACCAGCCACGUCAGGGGCAAGGCCUUUGAUCGCUACGUCGUCGUUUACUUUGAGAACCAGGACUUUAGCAAGGCCGAUGGUGACCCCAACUUCACCUUCUUUUCCAAGAAGGGUAUCAGAUUGACCAACUUCUUCGGUGUCACUCACCCUUCCCAGCCCAAUUACAUGGCCUCCAUUGCUGGUGACUACUUUGGCAUGGAGAAUGAUGACCUGUGGGCGCUCGACUUCAACGUGUCGACCGUCGUCGACCUGCUCGAGGACCGUGGCAUCUCUUGGGGCCACUACCAGGAGGACCAGCCCUACUCCGGCUACGAGGGCCUCAGCUACGUCAACACCAAGACCGGUGCCAACGACUACGUCCGCAAGCACAACCCGGCCAUCCUGGCCAACAGCGUCGCCCGCUCCGAGCAGCGUCUGUCCCAGAUCAAGAACCUGUCCAUGAUCGACACCAGCCGCUCCAUGUUCCACAAGGACCUCAAGGAGAACAAGCUGCCCCAGUGGAUGUUCAUCACCCCCAACAUGACCUCUGACGGCCACGACAGCAACGUCGCCGUUGCUGGCAAGUGGUGCCGUGCUUUCCUCGAGCCCCUCCUCAACGACAAGCACUUCAUGGACAACACUCUUGUUCUCCUCACCUGGGAUGAGAGCGAGACCUACUCCCAGCGCAACCGGAUUCUCGGAAUCCUGCUCGGUGACGCCGUCCCCAAGCACCUUGUUGGCACCAGCGACGACAACUUCUACAACCACUACAGUGAGAUUGCCACCGUCGAGGCCAACUGGGGCCUCCACACCCUGGGCCGCUGGGAUGUCGGCGCCAACGUCUUCGACUUUGUUGCCAAGCAGACUGGCGACCGCCUCCGCAAGUGGCCUUCCACCAAUGCCGCCAACAGCCACUACUGGAACGCCUCUUACGCCGGUAUCUUCAACGAGGAGGGCGAGGGCAACAAUGCCCAGUACCCUGCUCCCAACCUGUCUCUCGACCGCAGCUUCUCUGGCCGCACCAUCCUGCCCGCCAUCAAGAAGACGUGGGAGCACAGCAAGCUUCCCACCUACUACGCCGACACCAUUGAGCUCCCUGACGGCCUGAACCCCCCCAAGGGAUACAAGCCCGUCACCACUGACUACUAG
This is a messenger RNA of Trichoderma aggressivum f. europaeum, 1302 nucleotides long. RefSeq lists its product as uncharacterized. Gene Ontology annotation, molecular function: hydrolase activity, acting on ester bonds. Gene Ontology annotation, biological process: phospholipid catabolic process. The record is from RefSeq and is a predicted model, not a curated record. Bases 1 to 1302 code for a protein of 433 amino acids. The transcript is spliced from 2 exons. Lineage: Eukaryota; Fungi; Ascomycota; Sordariomycetes; Hypocreales; Hypocreaceae.